GAGACGGGCUGACUGUCUCCAUCUCCCCUGCCCUCACCUGGCCCACUCCCAAGGGACCGACAUCUCCCCCUCAUCUCUGCGGGGGUCGUGGACGCUUUCCCGAACAUGAAGGUACCAAUUGUUUUCCUUUUGCUUGAAAUUCUUGGAGAGCUUCAGGUGUUAUCAAGCUCUUCCUCACCCAUCCACUGCCAGUGGCAACCCUUUGGGCCUUGGUCGGACUGUGACGGCUGCACGAAGACUCAGACCCGCAGGCGGACAGUGGCGGUGUACGGCCAGUUCCAGGGGAAUCCGUGCGUCGGAAGCGCCUUCGAGACCCAGUCGUGCGUCCCGACCCGGGGCUGUCCGGCCGAAGAAGGCUGUGGACAGAGGUUCAGGUGUUCCUCAGGUCAAUGCCUCAGCCAGUCUCUGGUUUGCAACGGAGAUCAGGACUGCGAAGAAGACGGCGCCGACGAGGAUCACUGUGAGAGCAGGCCCUCUUGCGACCUGGAUAAGGCGCCCCCCAAUGUGGAGCUGACAGGAAAAGGUUUUGAUGUUCUUACGGGCGAGACCAGGGGCAGGGUAAUCAACACAAAGAGCUUUGGUGGCCUGUGUCGGAAGGUGUUUAGCGGCGAUAAGAAAGAUUACUACAGGCUCAGCGCCAACGUCCUCUCCUACACGUUCCAGGUGAAAAUCAAGAAUGACUUCAGCUACGAAUUCUACAACAGCAGUUGGGCCUACGUGAAGCACAGCCAGACAUCCAUCACGUCCAGCAGCGGAGGAAUGAAAACGAAUCAGAUGAAUGAAAAUCGUAAUUCUAAGAGCUCGCAGAUUAUGGUUGUUCAAAACGAUGUGGAAGUCGCUCAGUUCAUCAAUAACCGCCCAGAGUUUCUAACCCUGGCCGAACCGUUUUGGAAAGAACUCUCUCACCUCCCGCCGGUCUACGAAUACAGCGCCUACCGAAGAUUAAUCGAACAGUACGGGACGCAUUAUUUGCAGUCUGGAUCGCUGGGAGGACAGUAUAAAGUCCUGUUUUACGUGGACACGGAGAAAAUGAAAAGAGAAGAAUUCAACAUGCUGGACAUGAAGGAGUGUGUCUCGUCAGGCUGGAAUUUUUUUUUUGUUCACAAGAAGAAGACCGAGUGCACAAAACUGGAGAACGUGUUGAAGUGGAGUUCAGGCUCUUCUAGCAACGAGAUCCGAGGGGACCCUUACAUCGAGGGAGGGAACCCCGCAUUCGUGGCCGGUCUCAGCUAUCUGGAUCUGAACAACCCCGCUGGAAACAGCGCCCGCUACGCCUCCUGGGCCGGCUCCGUCAGGGACUUCCCCUACGUAAUCAAGCAGAAGCUGGCACCUCUGUCGGAGCUGGUGAAGGAGGUGCCCUGCGAAGAGGUGAAGAAGCUGUUGCUGAAGCGCGCCAUCGAGGACUAUCUGCAGGAACAGGACUCCUGUCGGUGCCGGCCCUGCCGCAACGGGGGAGAACCCAUCGUCCUGGGCACGAACUGCCACUGCUCCUGUCGCCCCUACACCUUCGGCCCGGCCUGCGAACAUGGAGUUCUGGUCGGGGAUCAGGCAGGACUGGCCGACGGACGGUGGACCUGCUGGUCUCCCUGGAGCCCUUGCAUCCAAGGGAGGAAGUCCAGGAGUCGGACGUGUAACAACCCCCCUCCCAGUGGCGGGGGCCGGGCCUGUGUCGGUGAAGCCUUGGAAAGUCGGACCUGUGAAGACCAAGAGCUGGAACGCCUUCGUCUGAUUGAGCCACACUGCUUUGAUACACCGGAGGCUCCCACGGAAUUCUGCUCACCUCCGCCCGCCUUGGAAAAUGGCUUUAUCCAACCCACAGCUUCCUCCUUCCCCGCGGGACAAAACGUGGUGUAUGCAUGCCAGGAGGGCUACACCUUGGUGGGCGAUCCCGUGGCCAAAUGCGGAAAAGAUCUACGGUGGCAGAUCGCGGCCAUGAGCUGCCAGAAGACAGCGUGCGUCCUGCCGGCCUUGGGGGAAGACUUCCGGGUUGAGCCCCAGAAGUCAUUCUAUACCAUCGGAGAGAGGGUGGUCCUGUCCUGUGGGGCGGGCAAGCUCCUGGAAGGGCCAGCUAGCUUCCUAUGUGGCUCCAGCCUCAAAUGGCAGCCCGAAAUGAAGGCCAGUCAUUGUCACGUUCCAGUGCCAGCGCGGGAGUCGGAGCUGACGGAGCCCAAGUGUCCACCCUGGCAGAAGUUGCUGCACUCCAAAUGUGCUUGCAAAAUGCCCUACGAGUGUGGACCCUCGCUGGACGUCUGUGCCCAGAAUGAAGCGAACAAAAAAAUCAUAGCUCUGACCAUUUGCAAGCUGCAAGUCAUGGAGUGUGUGGGUAGGAAGUUCACGCUGGCCGCGGACAACAGCUGCAGCUUGCCCAAGUCCACUGGGAAGACGUGCGACGCGUGUUUGCUGUGGGAGAAAUGCGAUGAGCCAAGCGGCACGUGUGUGUGUCGUGAAGCAGCGGAGUGUGAGGGGCAAGAAGGGAUGAGCAUCUGCGUGGAAGAGGCCGGGGGCCGGCGGACGCUGAGCGAGUGCGAGGCUGGGGUCCUGAGAUGCCAGGGCCAGGAGCUCCCCGUCGUCGCCAUCACGCCCUGCCCCGAUGAGAGGAAGUAGCCUCCUCCACGGACCGCCGGGCCUUGUCCGACUCGCCCGUCCUCGGCCCGAACCUCUCCCUGUCUGAGCGGCCCCUGCUCUCAUCCAACUGACACCAGCCUUCCUCUCCUUUCCCGUCUCCUCCCCCUCUCCUUCCCAAACUCUACCUCUCCUUCUACUACCCUUCCCCUCCACUGCAUCUGUCCCCAUCUCUGACCUCUUUCCCAUCUCAACCCAUCCUCCUCCCCUUCUCCUUCCUCAUCUCUUUCCACUUCCUACUCCUUCCUCUCUGCUUCAUCUCUACCCCCUUCUCUCCCCCCUUCCUCCUCCCCAUCUACUUCCCGACUUCUACUGGCCUCCUAGUCCCCACCUCUCCCCAUCUCCAUCUCGACUCUUCCUCACCCUUCCUCUCUGCCCCAUCUCUAACCCCCAUCUCUACCUCUUUCCCCAUCUGGAUUCCUCCUCCCAUUGCCACCUCACCACUCUCCACCUUCCUGUCUCUGCCCCCUUCUGCAUCUUGACAUCUUCCCCUCCCCAUCUCUGGGUCCUCCCCUGCCAGGCCCCUCCUCCUCCCCAAUUCGUUGUCCCCCACCCCGCCAGACCUCUUGUAUAAACCCAAGCCAUUUUUGGUCCUGUUAUGUGGGGUCGAGGUUCUGUCUGUCAUGCCAUGUGGAGAGAAAGAAGACGAUAGCCACUAAUGAUGGUGGUCCAGCCCACAUCUCACUAGGGGAGGUGAUUCAAGAAAACACAAUAGAGCAGUCUGGGAGGAACUAGAGACUGUGGUGAGCUGAAAGGCUUGUAAUUAUUCCUCUUCACAGGAGCAUCUUUACUUUGCAUUUGCCUCCCUGAACAAGCUCGCGGGAAGACAGCCUCUGCUCCAGAGAUUGAAAGGUCUAAGUGAUGUGCAGCUUCUAGCCGUCAAGGGCACAGCUACGCUCUAACUUUGUAAUUUAGGAGCAACACAACAGCACUUAUUUCCUUAUCUUUUUUACUUUCAUCUAAUAGGUUUGAACCCAAGGGCCUUGAAUUUCAGGCCUGAGGAGGGCCCACACGUGUAUGCACAGAACGGGUAUUCGAGUGUCUACGGUGGGACUGGCUCUGGGCAUUUCCUCCGUAACCAGGCACAUGAGCACGUUUUGCAGGGGAAUUGAAUCCGCCAGGUUCGCGGGUUUAUCGAUUUAUCUCUCAACCAUCUUCUAUGGGAACAGAAAGAGCUGGCCAGGCAGUUGAAUGAAUGAGGUAAAAUGAUAAUGGAAUGGGGCUUGUUUGUUGAAAAAUCAAUUUACUGUAUUUCUUCCUAUUGAUAAAUACAUUGUAAGGAAA
Tachyglossus aculeatus (Australian echidna) is the source of this 3906-nucleotide messenger RNA. RefSeq names its product complement C7 (gene C7). Lineage: Eukaryota; Metazoa; Chordata; Mammalia; Monotremata; Tachyglossidae. The record is from RefSeq and is a predicted model, not a curated record. Bases 106 to 2604 code for a protein of 832 amino acids. Gene Ontology annotation, biological process: immune response. The transcript is spliced from 18 exons. Gene Ontology annotation, molecular function: protein binding; zinc ion binding. Gene Ontology annotation, cellular component: membrane attack complex.